CCCCCCAUUUUUAUAACACUGGUCCAUAACCUACUCUCUUUUCAUAUUCCCUGCAUUCCUCUCAAGGGAUUCCUUUUGAUUCUACCCGCCUCUCCCCAAUUAUCCAAGCUUCUCCAUUCCUUUUUGACAUAUUAUGGUCCAGCUUGCAUAUUCCCUGCGGUUUGCACCACCUAUUUCAUCGCACUAUCGACCAACGCAAACUCCAACGCAAAUAUUACAAGGACACUGUAAUCACAUUUCAACACGUUAUGGAUGUCAAGCCGUGUUAACGCCCAUUGACACUGUAACCCUCAAACGGCCUUCCCAGCAAUGCGACUAUAACUUGACCAUCACUGGUCCUGCCGCCCAAGUAGUGGCGGCACGUGGUGACCUUAUCCGAGACAAUCCGCUCCUGGUCAUGGCCAGCAUUAAUACCUCUCGUUCUGACCUUUAUACCGACACCGGUGUAAUCAAGGACGCCAUACACCCUCUCCUCGACAAGAUCUCGAAAGAAACUAAUGUCAGCGUCAACGUUGAGAUCACGGGCCAAAUGCCUGCCUCUGGUCUGCAAUCCGAGAAUGGAGCACGAAUAAACAUUCAGGGUUCACCAGAGUCAGUUGAGUAUGCUCGUAUUCAAGCCCUUGUCUUGCUUGACGAACUGGCUGGUUUGCGCACAGACACCAUCGAUAUACCUGCAAGACUGCAUAAUCUCGUGUGCGGACGCAAGCGAUGUUAUCUUCAAUCCAUCAUGGAGGAAACCUCCACCAACAUUUAUUUGCCUUCAGCUUUCACCAAUGUUAAUCACCCAGAAAUGUCUGUUCAAGACGAUCUUCAUCAUCAUCAAAGUGCACGUAUUUAUGUUACUGGAACUCCUUCUUCCAUCACUCGAGCAAAAGAUAUGUUAAACAAGUUAUAUGUUCAAAAGACCAAAUCAAUGUACCAAAAGGAUUCUAUAUUACAUCCUCGGAAAGGAGAUUGGCUUUUGAUGCAUCGAAGAGAUGAUUUACUUGCUAUUAUGGAAGAUAAUGCGUCUUUCAUUAUAUUUUCUACUCCCGGUUCAGGAAAUAAUAUGAUCACGGUGUUUGCUGAAAGUCGUGUCAAUGCAGAAAGAACGUUGAGGGCAUUAAACCAUUUGGCUUGUAAUGUCUAUGAGGCAACCUUCUUUUUCUAUGCACGAAAUGGUCCAAUGUAUUCGGCUGAAGGCGCCAACUUCUUCAAUUCCAUGUCCAACCUUAGUACUCUUGUAUUGCAAUUAUCUCAAAUCUCCGGAGCUGAAGUCGCCUACAAGACAGAAACGGGUAGCAUUGAAGUGAUUGGUUCUGAGCGGGCGAUUCGUAAUGUUUAUCAGCAUAUAAACGGUAUGAAUCUACUCAAGGUUUACCACCAUGAUACCAUCUUCCUUGUGGAGCUAUCAAAUGAACAACGUGAAUUUAUCAGCGGGAAAAAGAGCGGAAAAAUUAACAAAAUCAUGAAGACGUCGGGUGUCAAAAUCAAAUUUUUGCCGUUCAGCGAAUACAACUUCGUGAUUGAAGUUCAAAGUACCAGCUUCGUCAAGGCAUUGGAUGGUUUGACUCUGCUACAGGAAGAAUUGCCGGCUGAAAUUUCGUUUUACGUUCCCGAGGCUUAUCACAAACGUAUCAUCGGCGUGGGUGGCAAAAAUAUUCAACGCAUCAUGAAAAAAUAUGGAGUCUAUGUCAAGUUUUCAAAUGCUGAAGAGUUUGCGGCGCUAGGCGGGUAUUAUGAUAAUGACGACAACGUGGUUGCUCGGACGCCAAUGAAAAACCAGAUCAACCUGGAUAAUUUGCGCCAUGCCGUGAUGGAAUUGAUCAGCUCCAAGGACAAGGAUUAUACGACGAAAGAAAUCACCAUACCUCAUCAAUACCACCGAAUUAUGGUCAUGAAUCAUGCUCAAGAAAUUCACGAUAUCGAACAACGAACCAAUACGAGAAUCCGAUGGCCCAAGCGAGAAUUAUCAUCUGACGCAGUUGUACUACAUGGACCAGAAUCCCAACUUUCUAUAGCAUCGCAGUUACUGUCAGAACUUAUCCCAGAAGAAUAUUAUCUACGCGUACCUUAUUCCACAACCCUUGGCGUGGUUACAGGAUCCGAUGACUUUAAGGAAAAGGUGGUGAAUCGUAUUCGACAGGAAUUCAACAUCCACCUCCACCUUCCUGAUACAGCUGCUGGUAACGAGCAUCUUGAAUUGGAACCGUCCACUUCGACCGGCAACAAGCGAUCUUCUUCUCGAACAUCGUUAUCACGAUCGGAUGCCACUCCCAUCUCGUCACCAGAGACACCUACUUCAUCUUCAGCCUGUGUUCAGUCGGAUCUUGAAACCAAUGGCCAGGAUUAUGUGUUCACCUUCCAAUUUAAUUGUAGCGCCAUGGACACCCUUCCCAAUGCUGUCUCGGUAUUAAAGAAAUACCUUCAUGCUUAUCAAAUUACUACCUACCCAGAAUCUACUACGACCAUGGAACGACCUAAAAGUGAUUCCUUUGCCGGAACAUUUGCACCGUUUAACAACAAGUUGUUUGGUGCUCAACUGCAAAGUACCAGCAGCACGACGACUAGUUCAUCGCAACCGGAUGUCACUGUUCCAUCUUCGGCCUUUUCAACUUAUAGUUUAUUCGACUAUUCUAGCAGUAAUGCUUUUGAUACCCAUUGGAAACCUAUUAGAGAAUCCACAUCAUCUUCACCUGACAAUCUGAGAGCCAUCUUUGAUAAGAUGUCAGUGUCUGACCAUCCUGUCACUGGAUUAAUGCCUCAGCAAAACCAUAGUACACCUGUGCGUAAUACCAAUUUAUCAUUUGGUCGAACCUUACCCAUGCCAUCUUCAUCCCAGGUCGCGGAUAUAUGGACCCAAGGACCGAUCGGUGGAUCCAAUAAUCCACCCGCACCACCUACCAUGCAUACAAGCUUCUCUGGACCCAUGGACACCACUUUACCAUUGUUAGGCAAUUAUCCUCCACCUGGUACCUUUGAUCUUUCAUCUCCUCGUAAUUUAUACCCGCUGCAAAGUCAAUAUGGAGGAGCCGGCGUCAACACUAGCCCCAAUAUUACUACGGCAGGCAAUGACGAUAAUGAACCAUUGCUUCAUCACUUGGCUCACCCCACUGCUUCUUCAUCCACGGAUACCACCAGUUCCAUGGCCAGUUCAAGAUCUAUGCCUGAAGCGAUGCUCGACCGUGAUGCUAAGCCUUUACCACAAACCUCCAAUAGUGCAGGCAUCGUGGUCCGACCUCCUACUAGCAGUUCUUCCACCCCCAUGCGAUCGAAAUCCUGGUUCGUCACACCUCAGAAUGGGACCCCUCCACCACCUCUGAUGCGUGCCAGUAGUAGUGGAUCCUCCUCAUUCUCUUCAGCCCCUUCCAACCCUGCCCUCUUCAGUUAUCUUGGAGGAGGUCCAGUCAGUCACGAUACGCAUAGACCAUCCCCUGCAGAGGAUACCAAUCAACGCUCAUCUUGGAAUACCCAUACCGGUAGCCAUACGGCUGCUCCUAAUGGCUGGUCCAAUGCUCAUGACGGGACUGAAUCCAAAUCAGACUGGUCAUUUGUACCGACCUGAUCAGAAAAGCUUGUUUUAAUACAUUAAGUUAUUUUUUUUUCUUUCUCUCUUCGCUCUCUCUCGUAAACACUACUUCGCAAACCCAAAUGUUUUCUUUCUUUGCCGUUGACCUUGUUAAAUAG
This is a messenger RNA of Umbelopsis ramanniana AG, 3666 nucleotides long. RefSeq lists its product as uncharacterized. Gene Ontology annotation, cellular component: cytoplasm; nucleus. Lineage: Eukaryota; Fungi; Mucoromycota; Umbelopsidomycetes; Umbelopsidales; Umbelopsidaceae. The transcript is spliced from 8 exons. The record is from RefSeq and is a predicted model, not a curated record. Gene Ontology annotation, molecular function: mRNA binding. Gene Ontology annotation, biological process: nuclear division. The coding region runs from base 134 to 3544 and encodes 1136 amino acids.